Molecule: messenger RNA, 4116 nt
Organism: Pan troglodytes (chimpanzee)
Lineage: Eukaryota; Metazoa; Chordata; Mammalia; Primates; Hominidae
Gene: JUP
Product: junction plakoglobin
Exons: 15
Coding region: 990-3278 (762 amino acids)
Biological process (GO): cell adhesion
Molecular function (GO): cadherin binding
Source: RefSeq, a predicted model, not a curated record
AUAGCUACACUUUCUCGAAUGCCUGGGAAGCAGCUGUGCACAUCUGGCGGCCCGAGCCUGUCGUCUGGGGUCUGCCGUCUGAGGUUGCGGGACUGCUUCUGUUUAAUCAGCCUGAAACUCUGAGUCACUAGGGAUUGCGGGAGGAGAGGAAGGAGGCAGCUGGGAGCUGGCCUGGCCCCUGCCUCUGCCUGUUCCGGGUGUGCUCACGGCUGCCUGCCAUAAAAGGCUGGGAGACCUGCAGGACCAUUCGUCAUCCUCCUGGAGGGCCAGGGCGGCACUGGGGCAGUCACAGGGAAGACUUAUCCUUGGUGAUCUUUGUUCCUGGGGUGGGGCCAGGUUGCCCCAGCCACCCCACCCUCACCUGGUCCCCAUCACAGUGAGACAACCCGGGUGCUGCCUGGCUUCAUGGGUGGACCAGCCUGAGUUCUGCUUACUCACUGAGGCUGCGCCGGGAUGUGCAAAGACUACAGACCUUGGUGCCCUCACACCUGGUCCCAGUCCCAGCUCUGCCAUUUCUAACCUCAGUUUCUGCAUCUGUACGCGGGGGACCAGUGCAUGGGCUUUGAAACCCGCCCAUGAGCAUGACGGUGUCUGUGAAAGGUCUGGCUCGUAGUAGGCCCUCAUGGGAUCACGGCGUCCAUUCUCCCCGCAGCCUCUGACCUCUGCAGGUCAGUUCCCAGGACAGUGGAGCCAAACACAGACCAAGUGGGAAGUUCACCUCCCUGGUACAAAGUACGGCCCUGCUACUCAUUAACCUUCAGGUGCGCCUAAACCUCUGCAGAGAGAGAGAGGGGUUCCUGACGGCAGUGACCACCCACAGGCCUGCCCCACCCCAGAUCCCUAGCCUGGGCUCGAGGAGACCAGGAGGUGAGGAAGCACUUCUGGAGGAGAGGCAGUGCUGAUGAUAAUGGCCGUGGCCUCUGAGCACCUGCUAUGCACCAGGUCCUUGCAACCACCUCUGAGGGAGGUGGCGUGACCCCGCUUUACAGAUGAGGACACUGAGGUUCUGUGGGGAGAGGAACUGCCCCAGUAUAGCCACGAUGGAGGUGAUGAACCUGAUGGAGCAGCCUAUCAAGGUGACUGAGUGGCAGCAGACAUACACCUACGACUCGGGUAUCCACUCGGGCGCCAACACCUGCGUGCCCUCUGUCAGCAGCAAGGCCAUCAUGGAGGAGGAUGAGGCCUGCGGGCGCCAGUACACGCUCAAGAAAACCACCACUUACACCCAGGGGGUGCCCCCCAGCCAAGGUGACCUGGAGUACCAGAUGUCCACAACAGCCAGGGCCAAACGGGUGCGGGAGGCCAUGUGCCCUGGUGUGUCAGGCGAGGACAGCUCGCUCCUGCUGGCCACCCAGGUGGAGGGGCAGGCCACCAACCUGCAGCGACUGGCCGAGCCGUCCCAGCUGCUCAAGUCGGCCAUUGUGCAUCUCAUCAACUACCAGGACGAUGCCGAGCUGGCCACUCGCGCCCUGCCCGAGCUCACCAAACUGCUCAACGACGAGGACCCGGUGGUGGUGACCAAGGCGGCCAUGAUUGUGAACCAGCUGUCGAAGAAGGAGGCGUCGCGGCGGGCCCUGAUGGGCUCGCCCCAGCUGGUGGCCGCUGUCGUGCGUACCAUGCAGAAUACCAGCGACCUGGACACAGCCCGCUGCACCACCAGCAUCCUGCACAACCUCUCCCACCACCGGGAGGGGCUGCUCGCCAUCUUCAAGUCAGGUGGCAUCCCUGCUCUGGUCCGCAUGCUCAGCUCCCCUGUGGAGUCGGUCCUGUUCUAUGCCAUCACCACGCUGCACAACCUGCUCCUGUACCAGGAGGGCGCCAAGAUGGCCGUGCGCCUGGCCGACGGGCUGCAAAAGAUGGUCCCCCUGCUCAACAAGAACAACCCCAAGUUCCUGGCCAUCACCACCGACUGCCUGCAGCUCCUGGCCUACGGCAACCAGGAGAGCAAGCUGAUCAUCCUGGCCAAUGGUGGGCCCCAGGCCCUCGUGCAGAUCAUGCGUAACUACAGUUAUGAAAAGCUGCUCUGGACCACCAGUCGUGUGCUCAAGGUGCUAUCCGUGUGUCCCAGCAAUAAGCCUGCCAUUGUGGAGGCUGGUGGGAUGCAGGCCCUGGGCAAGCACCUGACCAGCAACAGCCCCCGCCUGGUGCAGAACUGCCUGUGGACCCUGCGCAACCUCUCAGAUGUGGCCACCAAGCAGGAGGGCCUGGAGAGUGUGCUGAAGAUUCUGGUGAACCAGCUGAGUGUGGAUGACGUCAACGUCCUCACCUGUGCCACGGGCACACUCUCCAACCUGACAUGCAACAACAGCAAGAACAAGACGCUGGUGACACAGAACAGCGGUGUGGAGGCUCUCAUCCAUGCCAUCCUGCGUGCUGGUGACAAGGACGACAUCACGGAGCCUGCCGUCUGCGCUCUGCGCCACCUCACUAGCCGCCACCCUGAGGCCGAGAUGGCCCAGAACUCUGUGCGUCUCAACUAUGGCAUCCCAGCCAUCGUGAAGCUGCUCAACCAGCCCAACCAGUGGCCACUGGUCAAGGCAACCAUCGGCUUGAUCAGGAAUCUGGCCCUGUGCCCAGCCAACCAUGCCCCGCUGCAGGAGGCAGCGGUCAUCCCCCGCCUCGUCCAACUGCUGGUGAAGGCCCACCAGGAUGCCCAGCGCCACGUAGCUGCAGGCACACAGCAGCCCUACACGGAUGGUGUGAGGAUGGAGGAGAUUGUGGAGGGCUGCACUGGAGCACUGCACAUCCUCGCCCGGGACCCCAUGAACCGCAUGGAGAUCUUCCGGCUCAACACCAUUCCCCUGUUUGUGCAGCUCCUGUACUCGUCGGUGGAGAACAUCCAGCGCGUGGCUGCCGGGGUGCUGUGUGAGCUGGCCCAGGACAAGGAGGCGGCCGAUGCCAUUGAUGCAGAGGGGGCCUCGGCCCCACUCAUGGAGUUGCUGCACUCCCGCAACGAGGGCACUGCCACCUACGCUGCUGCCGUCCUGUUCCGCAUCUCCGAGGACAAGAAUCCAGACUACCGGAAGCGCGUGUCUGUGGAGCUCACCAACUCCCUCUUCAAGCAUGACCCGGCUGCCUGGGAGGCUGCCCAGAGCAUGAUUCCCAUCAAUGAGCCCUAUGGAGAUGACAUGGAUGCCACCUACCGCCCCAUGUACUCCAGCGAUGUGCCCCUUGACCCGCUGGAGAUGCACAUGGACAUGGAUGGAGACUACCCCAUCGACACCUACAGCGACGGCCUCAGGCCCCCGUACCCCACUGCAGACCACAUGCUGGCCUAGGCGGCCUGGCCCCAGUGCGGUUCCUCAUCUGAGAGGCUCUCCGUGCAGGCGAUGGGGCAAGACAGAAAAGUGCCUGAGCUGGGGAAGCCGGGGUGUAACUUCCUGCUGCACCCUGCGCCUCCAGAGGUCCUCCGUAGGGUCUUUCUUGGGAUAGUGUUCUGCUCCUGCUUUUCUGUCCUGGGCAUGGGUCCAGGGCCUGACACCCCCUCCCCGCCCCUGUGGCCCUGGCCACUAAAGCUUCAGACUCAAGUACCCAUUCUGUUUUCCCCCAGCAACGCCCCUCCAAACCUCCAGCCUCCCUGUCUCCAGCUGCCUGGGCCCGGAAGGGCUUUGGUUCCUUCUCUGGGUCUGAUUUUCUCACUGAACUCCACCGACCAACUGCCCUAAGCCCCCAGGGCCUCCAGGGCCCAGGUUCAAGACCCAAACCCCCAAAAUCCAAAGCUUCUCUUGAAAAGUUCAGGGACCGUCCAGGGGAGAUGGGGAGGACAUAUGGAGUGAGUCACCUGCUCCAGAAGACGCCAGCUUCUCUCUCCAGGGUGCUUAGUUGGCUUUGCCCACCCCUCACUCCCCAGGGAGCUCUGGGGACAGCUUCCUCACACCCCUGUCCCACCCACACAGCUGCCCUAGCUGACCCCGAGAAGUGCUCUUGGCUGACCCCUCUGGUGUGUGGUGAGGGGCUUUCUCUUCCCCUUCCUGUUUCAGACCCCCCCAUUUCCCGCACAUGGUGUUGGGGGCUGGGGGAGGUCCAAGCAGAGUGUUUUAUUAUUAUCGCUUUAUGUUUUUGGUUAUUGGUUUUUUUGUAUAGACCAAAGCAAAGAAAAUAAAAAUAACACAGAUG